Molecule: messenger RNA, 1412 nt
Organism: Amphibalanus amphitrite
Lineage: Eukaryota; Metazoa; Arthropoda; Thecostraca; Balanomorpha; Balanidae
Product: putative lysozyme-like protein
Exons: 5
Coding region: 160-705 (181 amino acids)
Source: RefSeq, a predicted model, not a curated record
CGUUUCCGGCGUCCGUAUGAGGGCGAGCGGUGACGUCAGGCCGACUGCGCCGUGUGCCGUGCAGUGUCCGCCGCCGGCGGCGCCGGGCCGGCCCGCGCAGUGGUCGGGGCGGUCGAACGGGGGACGGGCGGUCAGCGGCGGCGCAGCGCGACUGCAGACAUGAGGGGACUCAGCGCUACAGUGGCGAUCCUGGCGGUAGUCGGCGUAGUUAACUCGCAAGAUAACAUGUACGGCACGGGCGGUUCGAGCUGGAGCACCUCCACGGGCGGCAGCUCCAGCUCCAGCAGCUCCAGCUCCAGCUCCAGCGGCGGCGGCAGCAUCAGCAACUCGGCCAUCAGCCAGUCGCAGGCCGGGGGACGGGUGGAGAUGCAGUGCGGCGGCGUCGGCGACCGGGUCUGGUUCAGGGAAGACGGCGGCGGUCGCCGGGAGCUGGCUCGGAACGGUCAGCUCGGCUCGGCACCCGCCCGGUACCGUCUGCAGUCCUCCGCCGGCUACGACACUCUCACGAUCAACCCCACGGAAACUUCCGACACCGGGAAGUUCAUUUGUGAGACGAGAAGCAGCAAUGGACUGACAUCGACACACACUUAUACGCUGACCAUUGGCAGCGGAGGCAGCGGAGGCGGCGGUAAUGGCGCCGCGGGGCCGCGGACGACCACCGGCGCCGCCGCCGGCCUCAUGGGGGCCAUGAUGCUGCUGCUGUAGCUCCGGCGCCCCAGCUGCUGCAGGACGCCCCCGACGGACGCCCUGCUCAUGGGCUGUGUGCCAGCGAUCUGGCGUCACUAUCUGCCCGGAUGGGUCGGCGCCUGUUUUGGUUGGCAUUAGGAGUGUCUUGGCGUGGCUGCUUGUUGGCGUGACUCUUUCACGGAUUCCCAGUCCUGUAUCUUGUUUGGAGUGUCGCUGCUGCCUUGUUCGGAGGCCGUUGCUGUUGAUGUGGGACGACUAGUCGGAUGUUUGAUAGUGCAUAAAAAAAUAGAUGAGGUUUAUUGAACGGAUGUGCCGUCUAGCUUUAGGCUGUUCCGGUGUACGCGACUAAGGGAAAGGAUAAACUAUUGGAUGUUUUUUAGAGAAGGGAUGCUUUAACUGAGAUCAUCUGGGUAAAUAUUGUUAUUGGUUCUUGGCAUUCGCACCCCAUCCUUGAGCCAUUGGUGUACAGGGUAUCUGCUAUGGAGGUGUGUGAGGCAUUCCACAGCCAUUUAACGGCGAAUGUUGAACAUUCGUUACGAGAAGACGCGUUGUUGCAUUAUUACUAAGUUUUGCCUUGUACUUAUAUUACGGCCUACAUAUAACGACGCCAUGAAUAAUGCGAAAAGGCAUGAGACAAUGUUAGGCAGGGUUCGGCAUCUAUCUCCUUAGCGAUUUAAAAACGUUGUGAUGGUUGUGACUUUUUGAAUACAUGUGUUUUCGAUGCA